Penicillium macrosclerotiorum is the source of this 1113-nucleotide messenger RNA. RefSeq names its product STIMATE family protein. Lineage: Eukaryota; Fungi; Ascomycota; Eurotiomycetes; Eurotiales; Aspergillaceae. The record is from RefSeq and is a predicted model, not a curated record. Bases 1 to 1113 code for a protein of 370 amino acids. Gene Ontology annotation, cellular component: membrane. The transcript has 2 exons.
AUGGAGGCUGCGACUGCCAUUUCCUUGGCCGCAUCGACAGCAUCGGCGCUGAUUUCCGCCGCUUCAACGCCCAGCUUGACCAUCGGUGUGGACCCAUCCGCAUCACCUUCACAGACUCACAUGCUGUUCUAUCACGGCGCUACCCCACCCGGAUCGGGACACAAUCCAGACGAAGACAAUAAUGGAGAAUGCAAACUUCUUGGACCCUUCUCCCUUCUCGUCCAGGUAGCCCUCGGUGCGCUGGCGCUUCUAUCCUUGGUCUAUAAACGGUGGAGAGAACGACCGCAGCGUCCUCUGAAAGUGUGGGCCUUUGAUGUUUCCAAACAAGUUUUUGGCUCAGCGAUGCUACAUCUACUUAAUCUUCUGAUGUCUAUGUUCUCCGCUGGUCAGUUGGAGAUCCGGAAACAAUAUAGGCCCAACCCGUGCUCUUUCUACCUGUUGAAUCUGGGGAUUGACACAACCCUGGGCAUUCCGAUCCUCAUCUUGAUCCUUCGUGUUCUCAAUCGCGUUGCCAGCUACACACCUCUUGCAUCUCCCCCGGAAUCGAUCGAGUCUGGCAACUAUGGUCAUCCGCCGCGAGCCACAUGGUGGUUCAAACAGUCCAUCAUCUACUUUAUGGGCCUGCUGGGCAUGAAGGUAUGUGUCUUCUUCUUGAUCACGCUCCUCCCCUUUAUCGUCAAGGUCGGCGACUGGGCUUUGCGCUGGACAGAAGGGAACACUGCCAUCCAGAUCGCUUUCGUGAUGCUCUUAUUCCCAGUGAUCAUGAAUGCUAUCCAAUAUUAUAUCAUCGAUCAUUUCAUCAAAAAGCCUCUCUCCUACGAUCUUUACACCGCAGAUGGCACUAUUGAUGAUGGGGAUGACGAUGUUCACCGGCGAGAAGCUCUUCUAUCUGGCCUGGAUGAGGCCUACUCGUCUGACCCGGAUGAGGAAGUGCCUGGCAAAUCAUCCAUCACUGCUUCACAACCAAAGGCCACUGCGAAUGCACUGCAGGAAUCAGAAGGUCAACUCACAGAUAAUCAUUCUCCUGUGCCACCCUACGAAUCCCUAAGCUCUGGCAGCAGUCACAUCGAGCAAGAAAGGAAAUUGAACACUACUCCGGGAACGCAUACGUAG